AAAUAUAUAUAUUUAAUUGAUAGAGAGAUAAAUAUAACAAUGGUAUUCGAGGGCAUAGUAUCUGACGUUUUGUCAAAGGUACUAGGCGAGUACGUAAAGAAUCUCAACAAGGACCAGCUCAAGAUUGGUGUGCUGGGUGGCAAUGUUGUGCUGACCAAUCUAGAGUUGAAGGAAGAUGCUCUCAACAAUCUGCCAAUCAACAUGCCCAUCACCGUCAAGAAAGGUUACCUUGGUCGACUGGAGCUCAAGGUACCCUGGAAGGACCUCAAGUCUAAACCAGUGAUUGUCAACAUCGACUCUAUCUAUGCACUGGCCGUGCCUCAGACACAGAACUACAAGUACGACGAAGAGGCCGAGAAGAAGAAGGAGAAGGAGCUCAAGAGGAAGAGAAUAGAGAACUACGAGUGGAUGAAGUCUAUCAAAGAGGCUGAGAAUGAACAAACUGGCGGCAAGGCCACUGAUAGCUCAUUCACUGAUCGACUAGUGACAAAGAUCAUCGACAACUUGCAGAUCAAGAUAAACAAGAUACAUAUACGUUUCGAGAACAGGAAUGAGCUUGGUCGUCUCUACGCAGUUGGUGUCACUUUGGACAACAUAUCAGCACAGUCUUGUGAUGAGCGUUGGAUCCCAUCAAUCAUUGACAGUACCAAGACAAACAUGAUUAGAAAGUUGGCCGAGAUGAACUCUCUUGGAAUGUACAUUGAUGCAGACGCAACCUCCAUGCUUGGUCUCUCUGACCACGAGUUCCACGAUGCAUUUUACAAUGCUAUCCCAACCACAAGGACACAUGAGUCAAUGACCAAGAAGUUCAUGCUCAAACCAAUAUCCUCUCAGCUAAAGGUGUCUAUAAACAAAAGUGAUGCAAUCGACAAGGCCAUUCCAAAGAUCAUCACAGAGUGUAUAUUCUCAGAUAUCAUCUGUGCACUCUCCUCUGCACAGUACCACUCCAUCAUGAACAUUCUACAAUUCACCAAUGAGUUCCUUCGCGACAUCAAGUUCCUAAAGUACAGACCCCAAGUUGGAGUCAGGGAGAACCCAAGGGCAUGGUGGAAGUAUGCAGGUCAGGUCACACUGGAGAACAUCCACCAGAGACGUUACCAGCGCUCAUGGGCCUACAUCUUUGAGCGUCGAAAGGACCGUAUCAAGUAUGUUGAGCUCUUCAAGAGAUCUCUACCCAACAUCCACUGGUUGACUCCUCUGACAAAACCAGAGACGGCAAGCCUUGCUGAGAUGGAGGAGCGACUCAGUUUUGAGGACGUCAUCUUCUACCGCUCCUUGGCCUAUGCCGAGAUCAAGAAGGAGACCGAGAAGAACAAGAUCCGUAAGGACUUCCUUCAAUCCAAGAAGGCCGAUCGUACCUUCUUCCAGAACCUCUUCAACAAGAAGAAGGAGGAGGAUGAGAAGGAGGCACCCAUCGUCACACUGUCACACAACGAGAGAGAUGAGCUCUAUCGUACGAUCGAGUACUCCGAGGUGAUAGAGUCAGUGGAGGAGCCACCCGACUGGGUCAAGAUCGUUGCCAACCUCACCAUCAAGUCCAUCUCUAUGCAGUUGGUUGAGAACGAUACGCCAUUCAUUGAUACGGUCUUCUCGGCACUGACCGUCAAGCUAGAGCAGCGCAAGGAGGGUAUCAGGGUGCUGUCUGGAAUCAAACAGUUUGAAGUCUACGACCAGUUUACCAAGGGAACCGAGUAUAAGAAGAUCAUCUCCCCUGCUCUUACUGGUGGCACUCAGCAGACCUUCUGUUCUGCCAUUGUUGACACGUGUCCACCCAACAAGGCCAUCGAUCUACUUCUCGACCUGAACAUGGAGCCUCUACAAGUGAUUGCACCAAAGCCACUGAUCAUGAAGAUAGUGGAGUUCUUCACCAAUCAGGACGCAAUCGAUUUGACCAACAUCACAAACAUGGCUGGUGACUACAUCGACAACUUCACAGAGAAGACAAAGAUGCAACUGCAAGAGGCAUUGGACACACACAAGACUGUCGCUCUACAUGUCAAGAUCCAGGCACCAGUCAUUAUCAUCCCAGAGAAUGUCACCAUCAAGAACUCCAACGCACUGGUGCUUGAUCUUGGUAGCUUCAAGUUCGAAUCGGACGCGGCCAACCAAAAGAUCAAGGGCAAACUAGUGUCUAGCACAUCCGAGGACGAUUUCUACGAUAGAUUCAAUCUCUCUCUCGAGUCGGUCCAGAUGCUGCUGACUAACGACAUUCACUCUUGGAACGACAAGCGAGUGCAAAGCGAGCAACGUACACACAUUAUCAACCAGUUCGACGUCCACUUGUCCAUCUUCUCAUGCAUCCAACAGGACAGUCUCACACUGACCAAGGUGAAGAUCAAGGCAUCACCUGCCCUAGAAUCAUCCUCUGAGCAGUUCACUGGAGACUCUGCUCCUUCGCCCUCUACUGCGCCAACCACUAGAAAGGUGACAAUCAUCAAGAAGGUUCUCAAGAAGAAACCACCCACUGAGAACAUUACCAUCAGUGUAGUGGCCAAGAUCAAGAGUUUGGGUCUGGUGCUGAACCAAGAGACCAACAGACGCAUAGGAAUCUUCUCGAUCAAUGACAUCAUGGUGGAGACUGUCCUCUACAAGGACACAAGGAUGACCCUUCGUGGCACGCUGGGAAGCAUCAAGCUUGAAGACCUGACAGACAACCCUGCAUCUCUCUACAAGCAUGUGAUCACACCUCAAGACCAAGAAGGUUCAAUGCUCACAUUUAGCUUCAACACACAUCCCACCACGUUGACCAACUAUCCUGGCUAUGACAGUUCGGUCCAGGCCAACAUCAAAUCGAUCAUUGUCAAUGCCCAAGUUGGCUACGUCUAUCAGCUCCAAACCUAUUUACUUGGAGGAAUGCUUGACCCCAUUCUCAACAAACCAGUUGUACCAGUGCCCGUGGCGACGUCGUCAAGCAACCAAGCUGGCAAUGAGUACUUUGACUCCAUAGACCCACUCUCGACAAGUCUCUCAGUUGACACACUCACACCAGUCAGUCGUACCAAGCUGGACAUUGUCAUGGAGACACCGAUCUUUAGAGUGCCCCAAGCACUCAACUCCACCAAUAUGAUACAACUGGAGCUGGGCAAGAUCAUUGUGUCCAACCGAUUCGAUAACUUUAGGGACACAGCACAACCCUUGGACAUCAUGAACAUCCGUCUAGAGUCCUCCAACAUGACCAUCCAUGACAAUGACAACGUCUCCAACUUCCUUAACAAGAUGGACCUAGAUCUUGCCUUGACCAGAUUCUUGAUACCAAAUCACCAGAUCGACGUCGACGACCUUGUGAUUGACAUGAAUCUGUCAAACAUCAGUUUCCAUCUCACGCAAAAACAGUACGUCUUCUUCCUUAAGAUGAUGGACAAUGCUAUGCGUGCCAUUGGCAACGUGCUACAGACUGUGUCUCUGCCCCCACCCCCAUCGUCUGAUAUCCCCUACUAUGGGGAACACGAAGUGCUCAAGAAUAUGGGCAAGGUUACUCUAUCGAUGAACAUCACUGUGCCAAAUCUCAGCUUCAAGAUAUCCACAACGGAAACAGACAUUGCCAUGUUUGAGAUGCGUCAAAUGGUGAUCCAGUUCAAGACUUCAGAGAGACAAAAAAUGAAGUUGGACUUCUCUAUGGACUCCAUCGUGUUGACAGACGCUAGAAGUGACUCACCCAACAUCUUCAAGAACCUAAUGGAGAAUCAUCAGUCACGAAAGGCUACAGAAACAGUUUCCUUCAUCACAGUCGGCUAUCUUAGAGAUAGCUAUCUUGGCGACCAGUACAUCAACCUGGAGAUCAACAAUCCAUGCCUCUUUGUGUCUCCAACGCCCAUCUUUUUGAUUGUCGACUUCUUUUUGAAGCCCCUUCAGACACUGGAGCAGUCUGCACCAGUUGUUCCCGAGCCCACUACUAGCAGCCCCAAGUUCUUGGCUCAGACGCGAAAGCUGAACCCAGAGCUACUUAGAACUCCAACGAUAACCCUCUCGUGCAAUCUCAACGUAGAGGUGACGAUGGUAGAGAAUGAGGCACAGGCAAACACAAGGUGUCUCGUGGCCAAGACCAAGUCCCACGUGUAUUUCAAGCGUGAUCCAAAGGGAAUGGAGAACGCCAUUGUGUCUCUUCGUGACACCAAGAUCAAGAUCUUUAGACCUUCAGUCGCUGUGGACUCUACUGUAGAUGGAUCCAGACAAGGAUCACGUCCAAUUCAAAUCCUCAGGUCAUUGGAUCAUAUCAAGGUGCAGUACAUUAAGGAGAACGAGACGGCCGACUACUUCAAGACCAAGAUAUCUGUCACCAGUUCCAUCAUCAAGACCUAUUUCUCCUACGAUGAUAUCAACACGAUCCUCAAGAUUGUACAGAACCUUAGCAUUGCAACGCAAUCGUCCAUUGCUCAAGCGGCCAACAACAACAACACAGAUCUGUCCUCCUCUACUGCCUCUUUUGAUCUCUCCUCCAGCAUCAGCUCAGUGGACGCAGGACAGCUUGUCCCGGCCUCUGGUUCAUCCAGCCCUGACCUUUUCAUUCAGAACGAGUUCCUGACCUUUGAAUGUCCUUCAAUGAGCGUGCUCCUGAUCAACGAGUCCAUGGACAUCUACCUACCGAUCGCUGAGCUCUACCUAUCUGGUCUACAGGCAAAGAUUACCAAUUGGUCCACGGAAAUGGAGCUCAAGACAUCAGUCACUUUCAAGGCCGACUACUUUAACGAGAGUCUCAUGAAGUUUGAACCAUUCAUUGAGGACUGGGGCUUCAACUUUGACAUCAAAAAGACUGGCAAGAGGACACGUGCCACCUUUAUGGCCACACGACAAAUACUCAACAUGAACGUGACACAUGCCCUUCUGCAGACACUCGCAUCCACCGUCCAUCUGAUCAAGCUCAAGGACAAGGAGAACAAGACCUCACUCAAGAGCAGGAUCGUGUCUUCAAACUCGACGCUCUCCAAGUACCUAUCAAAGAAGGUGACCUCACCCGAGGAUCUCCAAGAGUCCCUCCUCUCUGCCUCGACCUCAUCUUUGGGUGCACCCAUCAAACCCAAGUUCCAUUCUCAUUGGCUCAUGAACUUGACAGGUUGUCCGAUCGACUAUUCUCUGCCCGUUCUUGAGGCCAUGCAGGAGCUGCAGGACGACAAUGAGAGUAGUUACUCUGACUCUCUCUCAAUGUCCUCUGCCACAAUGUCCACGACAUCCCAACUCUCCACCCAAUCCAGUCGCAUCAAUGUGGCCAACAACGUACUACAACCCGUACAGAUCAAGGCAACCAAAGGCAGAGACUCCUCCAUUGGUGCAAAGACCAGCAUUGACCUUUUCAUUCAUGGUUGUCGCCUGGAAUCGGUCUCCCUGGAUGCUAUCGGAAGCAGAGUGUACCGUCUCAAGCAACCCCAACAGCAAGGUCUCAGCGCAUCAACCACAACAAUCGUACCUUUGCAAGGUGACAUUGAUAUUGAUGUGGAGGCAAGGCUACAGCGUGAUGGUAGCAAGAUAGUGUACAUUCGCUCAAUGGUGCAGUUUGUCAACAACUCGUCAAUUCCAAUGCAUCUUAGUUUCAAAGAGGACAACCAUGUCGACUCUGCCGUGCUAGUGCAACAGAACGAGAAGUACUCGGUACCAGUUGACGCCUUCUUUGGAUUCAGUCGGUUCUGGAUAAAGAUGGCCAACUCACCACAUUGGUCAGAGGCUAUUUCUCCUGCAGCACUCGUUAGCGAGUUUGAGAAGGAGCAGGCCAAACUGGACAAGAAGCAAGAUGGAGCUGUUCGCAGAGAGAACAGUCGACCACUCAAACUUGUGGAUCGUCUCGAGAGGAUAUCUUUUGUUGCAGUGUCAGUUACCAACCAGACCCACCUCCUUGGCAACAGUACCGUCCCAGAGCUCUCAAAGAACAAGUUCCAGGUCAUAUCAAUCAGUGCGCAGGUUCAGAUUGAGAACCUGCUGCCAAUACCAUUCAAGAUCAGGUUCGCAAAGGAUGAGGAACCUGUUCUCAUUGCCAGUGGGGAGAAGCUUGAUGUCUUCUCCUAUGCGCCAGGCACCAACCUUAGUGUCAGCCUGAGCGACAUUGAGAAGUUCCCCGAGACCACACAGACCUUGAUCAAUGGAGACAAUGUGGCCAAACAGUUCAAACUGCUCACCUCUCAGAUGACUGGCAAGGAGCUGACACUUCAGGUGGAGAAGUUUGAGGAGGUCAAAGGCAUCAGAGUGCUUUCCUUCUAUUGUCAAUAUUGGUUGGUCAACAACUCGAUGCUGCCACUUGUGGUCAAGGGUGAUGGUGAGGAGAUUGCUCUGCCUCCAAACACUUCCACAGCUAUGAACCCACCCAUCCUCUACCACUCCAACAACAUCAAGCUACGUGUUAUUGACGGCAACACUAACAACAACCAAGUCAAGUACUGCAAUUCGGUUCCCAUCGUCACGGUUGGACACACUGGAUCACUCUCGAUCCCAGGUUCAUCUCACGCCUACGAGGUCUCGUACUCAAUCGAGUUCUGUCAGCACUCCAAGUUUGGUCUCAGCAAGGUAGUAACCUUUACACCUCGCUACGUAAUCCAGAACAAAUUGGACUUCCCCAUCAUGGUGUCCCAAUACGUCAAGACCGAGAAGAAGAUUGAGCGCAUCGACCUGAUGACCCUACAGCCAAAUGCUCACAGUCCUCUACACUGGACUGUGCCCACCGAAGACAAGUCGAUCAGUAUCAAGAGUGCAUCUGGCACACAGGAAUGGUCAGGCAGCUUCAACAUUGAUACAGUGUGUGAAACGAUCGUACGAAUCAGAGACAGUGAACCAGCCAAGCCCUCUGUGCAUUGUAAUGUCACCAUCAUGGAGGAAAAGGGAACACUCUAUGUUUUGAUUCCAGAGGCCAGUCAAGAGCAUCCACCAUUCUUGAUUCAAAACGACACACCCUACAACAUAUCCUACCACCAAAAGAAUGCACUGCCAGCCAACCAGCAGAGAUUCGAUCACCUGACACCAACACUCACGAUGCCUUUCGCCUGGGACGAACCUUCAAUGCCAUCUAUACUCGUUGCCUACCUUGACGGCGAACCAAUGAAGCGAGACCUUAAGCUCAACAAGAUCACUGGCUACGAGGUCAAGGUGAACUCGAUCACAAUAUACGUGACGAUCACCGUGGAGCGCACAAGCCGUCUGGUCAAAUUCUCCACACACUCCUCCAAGUACAACCUCAUCAAGCAUUGGAAGGAGAAUGUCAACACCAAGGUGGACAGAGAGGCAACCGAGUUCCAGUUCUUUGUCAGAAUGUCAGGAAUCGGUCUCUCUGUCAUUGACCAGUCGCCUAAGGAGUUGUGCUACGUCUCACUGUCUGACUUCUUCCUGCAGACUGAGCACUCAAUGUAUGAGACAUCACUUGAGGUCAAGAUUGGAGAUUUACAGUUGGACAACCAGCUGGUACGCACAGAGUUCCCAGUCAUGCUCUUCACCACAAUGAAGGGUGACAACAGAAAGGACUUCCUACAUCUCUCGGUCAUCAAGUCAAACUUUGACAACAUUGAUCACUUUAGAUACUUCUCCAUAUUGAUCCAGGAGUUGAUGCUAGAUUUUGAGGACAAUUGGUUGAAGGAGGUUUUGGACUUUGUCAACUCAAUGCCUGACUUCCACAACCAUUCUGCAAGCCAUCAUCAUCAACAACAACAGUCACAACAGCAGCAGCAACAAUCCCUCACCGACUCUGAUAUGAAUGACACUGCUCAAGAGCUAUACCCAGUAUUCAGCAUUGAGCCACCAACACUCGACUCAACUGCACAUAGAAUGGUGUACUUUGCACUUCUCGUACUCAAUCCGAUCAAGGUCAACAUCACACUGUCCCUCCAGAAGGAUGGUCUCUUCAAGACUGAUCACAAGGCCCUCAGCUCUAUCGAGGGACUUGGUCUCUCACUCACAAAGUUGGACCGUGCUCCUAUCACAUUGCAAGGUCUACUGAUGGAGCAUCCAUUCUCCUCAUGGAACACAAUGAUUGACAAACUCAAGUCCACAUACAUCAAGCAAGUGAUUGGUCAGUUCUACAACAUCCUUGGCUCCAUCGAUAUCAUUGGAAACCCAAUUGGAUUGUUCAGAAACUUUGGAACCGGUGUUCAAGACUUCUUUGUCGAGCCAGCUCAGGGUCUCGUCAAGUCACCUGCAGACUUUGGCAAAGGUCUGGCAAAGGGCACGAGCUCAUUGAUCAAGAACUCUGUUUUUGGUACGUUCAACACCAUCUCAAAGAUUACAGGCACCAUUGGAUCUGGUGUUGCAACAUUGUCAUUCGAUGACAAGUAUCUUCAAGACAGAAAGGCCCAGCAGUCCAAGAAGCCCAAGCACGUUGGAGAAGGUUUGGCUAUGGGUGGCAUUGGCAUUGGUAAGGGAUUGUUCCAAGGAAUCACUGGUAUCGUUACCAAACCCGUUGAGGGUGCCAAGAAGGAUGGCUUCCUAGGAUUCGCCAAAGGUUUGGCCCAAGGUGUCAUUGGAGUGGCGGUGAAACCAACAGCAGCAGUCAUUGAUGCUACGACCAAGGCAACAGAGGGCAUCAAGAACACGACCAACCUCCAAGAGUUCAAGGAUAGAAAGAGGCCCCCAAGAUGCUUUGGUGCAGACAAUGUACUCCGUCAAUAUGAGGCACUAGAGUCAGAGGGCUGGUAUUUGUUGAAGACCACUCACAAGUAUAAGCACUCUGGAGACAACUACAUAUGGCACUAUCCAAUCAACCACGAGUGUUUGGUGAUUCUGUCAGACAAACGACUGAUCUAUCAGAAGAUCAAGAGGAGCAUCGUUGCAAGCAACUUUAUGUUCCAGAUACCAUACGAGGUUAUCAAAGAGGUUCUAUACGUUCCUGGCAAUGGUCUGGUCUUGAAACUCAGUCCUCCACAAGAUUUGUCUCUCCUAGAGCGCUCUGUCUCCUCCAAGGUGAUUCCUGCUGAUGAUGACAACAUGAAUAUGAUAUUCAACAUGAAGAUCGACCAUGCACUGCGUCUCUUCAACGAGAAG
Molecule: messenger RNA, 8949 nt
Organism: Acytostelium subglobosum LB1
Lineage: Eukaryota; Evosea; Eumycetozoa; Acytosteliales; Acytosteliaceae
Exons: 5
Biological process (GO): protein targeting to vacuole; protein retention in Golgi apparatus
Cellular component (GO): extrinsic component of membrane
Source: RefSeq, a predicted model, not a curated record